AUGGGCAACUGUCACAGUAAAGGAGCGACAAAUGCAGCCGCGGGGGACUUGUCACCACUGUGUAAACUCAUGUCAGAACAAUAUCCUGGCAGUUUAGAUCAGAUACAGGUAUGGACCAAAUUGGGGUUUCCUGCUAAAGGAAGCCUGAGUGAGAACCAGCUGAAUCAACUUAAGACACAGCUGAAAAGGUUGGAGUCUUUGAGGAAUCCUGAUCUGGACUCCACCCCCCCUGCUCCCCCACCAUACGUCACUCAGCAGAAAGGUCCCUACACGCCUGUUGUGACCCGCCAGCAAGCCCAGCAGAGGUUAUCUGAAAUCCGAGACGAGAGGAAAAGUCCUGCAGCUAUACCAACCAUGCCCAUGGUGGAAGUGGCAGGAGCCGAAGGGCCAAUUCUGGUGUUCCGACCCUGGUCAGAGGCCGACGUGGCAGAAGCAAUGAAUUACAUCUGCAACCCCAAAGACAAUCUCAAUAAGUGGGAAAAUGAUCUGCUGCAGUUUGUCAGAGAAUUUCGACCAACAAUGUUUGAGAUACGACGCCUAAUGAACAAAACGCUCACAAAUGACUAUCACAGCAUCCAGAAUGUGUUUAACGCUGGGAGAAUGACUGCUCGUUUGGAGAACCCAGACUUUGGACACAGAGAUAACGCUGAUUUUAGAAAUGCUAUUGAGGCCCUUGUUGUUAUAGUGAGGGAGAAAUUCCCCCUGAGAAUGAACCUGUCAAACAUUACCAGCAUGACACAGAAGCCAUCAGAGUCAUGCAGUUCAUUCCUGGCACGCCUGACGUCAGCUUUCGACACACACACACACAGUGGCCUCAUCAGACCCGACCUAAUGGGAAGACAACCUUUGGAGCCUUAUGAAGUUCAUCUUAAAGAACAUUUCCUGAGCAGAAUGAAGCCUGAACUAGCACAGACGAUAAAGAAAUUCUGUGUAACUUGGAAAACAUGCCCGCUCGCUGAAAUCCUGCAGCAUGCUGAACACGCUGAGGAUGAGCUGCUCAGCACAGAUGAGCAAAGAAAACAAGGCAGACAAAGAAAGUUGGAAGACGCACAAUUGUCCAUGAUCAACGUAUGUGCAAACAUGUCCCCAGGACCCUUCCAAGGCCAACCCAGAAGAGGCAGAGGUCGCGGUAGAAAUCGUGGUGGUGGCAGAUUCAACUCGACCCACGCCAGCCAUGAUCCAGAUGUGUGUUUCCACUGCGGAAGGCGGGGGCACUGGCAAGCAGAAUGUCCGAGGCAACAGGGACAGGGACCAAUCUUCUCAAAGUCUGACUGAGGGGAGAGCGGGGAGGGCCGGAUCCCAGAGAUGGACAACCCCUCCUCAGAGACACGGGUAAAAGUAGCACUUCCAACUCCAGCUACUGCCAUUCAGCAUCGGUUGAGACCAGGGGACUGGGUGCUCAUAAAAGAUCACAGACGGAAGCACUGGAAGCAAAGACGCUACAUAGGCCCUUUCCAGAUCCUCCUGACAACAGAGACCGCAGUGAAGGUGGCUGAGAGAGUACCUUGGAUCCACGCCAGCCACUGCAAACAGAUUCCGGGUCCACAGGAGGGAGCUAACUGAGGGGUAAGGGUGAAAUAGCGCCUUCCUCCAACAGUAGCGUGCCAAGCUCCUACACACCGACAGGGUACCCUUUACAGAAGCAGACUGGAGCGUUAUGGGAUGGCCUGCCUUAUCUCAACAGUUUGCAGCCAGCAGUGAGGGAUGUUACACUCCCCCGUCGCAUGCUGACUCAUCCACGCAGACUACGCCCAACUAUGUUGGAGACAAAGGGGAGGUGGUGCAAUUCGCAAUGCUUCCUCUGCAGUACACGAUGUUGUAGCAGAUACUGAACGAGGGGUUAAGGAGCUGCACGAAGACCAUGGCUGGAAUCCUUUUGGAGGAAUGAAAUCAAUAACCGGUUUUUGGGGAGCUCCUUUUCUCAAGGGACUAGUUUGGAUAAUAGGAAGCAUGAUACUAAUAGUGAUUAUCAUAAUUCUGAUUGUAACGGUCUUCAAAGUUUGCAUUAGGAAGGUAAUAACCACUUUUGUGUCCAUUAAGAGCACAGACUUUCCAGAUCUAUAUCCUAUACCACCUUGGAUUGCUCCAUACGACGAUGAAGAUGAUGAUGAGCUUGAAGAUUGCAUAAAAACUGCAGAAAUUUGUUAUAUCAGCAAAAUUGCAUGUGUUCCUUAUGUUGCAAAUGUAUGAACGGUUCCCAUGAUGACGAGCUAAUGAAGUGUUGUUUUAAAUCGUUAUGAAUUAACAUCACCGAUGUCGUGCUCCGAGUUUAAACCUUGAUUGUUUAAUACGAUCUGCUUGCUUAGUUAGUAGUUGUUAGUGUUAUUAUUUGUCUUAAAUGACAAAAAGGGAGGAAAUGUCAUGGAAAUUAUUGAAUCUAACUGUGAUCCCGGAAAUGUAACAGAUCCUCCUGUGCUGACAGCUAUGCUCAAAGUUCAGUUGGAUUGACCUGAUGAAACAUCAUUAUAUAAAUUCCACUUAAUGUUUGCAUCUGCCUGAUAUCAGGAA
This is a messenger RNA of Pleuronectes platessa (European plaice), 2508 nucleotides long. RefSeq lists its product as uncharacterized. The coding region runs from base 1 to 1275 and encodes 424 amino acids. Gene Ontology annotation, molecular function: zinc ion binding; nucleic acid binding. The record is from RefSeq and is a predicted model, not a curated record. The transcript is spliced from 3 exons. NCBI's taxonomy places the organism in Eukaryota, Metazoa, Chordata, Actinopteri, Pleuronectiformes, Pleuronectidae.